Molecule: messenger RNA, 243 nt
Organism: Prunus armeniaca (apricot)
Lineage: Eukaryota; Viridiplantae; Streptophyta; Magnoliopsida; Rosales; Rosaceae
Source: the annotation of a GenBank genome assembly
AUGGCGUUCAAAGCCUUCUUUGAUGGUGGUACUAAGAUCCUCCGAUCUAUAGAUGCGCUUCUCCCGCUUUGUCAGAAGUUUGAUGGUUAUGCACCCUUUCAAGGCGCCUUUUUGUAUCCAGAGACAGUCGCGGUUAUGAGGAAAUUUAUGGAUCGCUAUGGGAGUUUCAUGGAGGUCACCGAUAUCACAUCCUCUUUCUUGAGAGGUGCCGCCUUCCAAGUUCUUGGCUUGGUGAUCAAUUAG